CCCGCCAUACUGUUACAUUAAUCAUGCUAGCCACAAGUCAGAAUGCAGACAGACUGUGCAGCCUUGAAUUAAAAAAAAGUAAUAAUUGUGACAUUCCCCUAUAGUGACAUACAGUGUGCUCGUCAGUUCAGCAGAUGUUGCAUGCGAUGAAAACAUGAGGAAACCGUCUGCUGUGUGGUUUGAAUAGGAUGCGGCCUGGUGCCAACAUAAAUGAAUGAAGGGCCCCUGGAGGUGCUUUCUGUCUAAAUGAAUCACUGUUCCUGUGCAUUCCUCUAACACCAGUAACACUAAAAAACACAAAUGAAUGGAGAUUAUACAACUUCAGUAAUUCAGCCUCAACACCUGUAGGAUUUCAUGUUUUGGCAAUGAUGACCAGUCCUUCCUCUUUGCUAAUGUGCCCUAAAUAUGAUGCAUUUCCGAUUGAUUACAUCAGCUCAUUUCCUUUGAUUCUGCCGGGAGCCAGUCUGAGGUUUUCCUGUCAGAUUAUAUAUGUUGGAGGUGACAGGGAAAGGAAGCUAAUGUGUUCUUCUAAAGGUUAAAUUUAAUUAAUAAUCAUAGGGGAAAAUUAAUAUUUUGAGGGAGUUUUUGGGGGUGCACGAUUAGAUAUUGUUUGGUGGCUGUUUCCAGUUAAUUUUAUGUAAUUAUGACCAAGUAUGAUAUUUUAAUUGUGCCUAAGGGAAAUAGAAAUUAGUUGUUUUUUAUGUUUUUUUUUUCAAAAAUGUGAUUUCCAACAUAUUCAUAAAAAAUGCAGCUGGAUGUGCGGCUCCUUAUUUAAACAAAGAAGUAAAGUGUUUCAUGUCAGUUUGUUUGUUCUACACCAGGAAGCAGUUUUUAAUGAAUGGGAUGGACGCCGUUACUAUCAAAGAGUGUACUCAAAGUAGACAGCGGCAUCCUGAGUUGCCAUUCAUUCAGAGCUGAAAACAACAUGUGGGUGUUGAAGAGGAUAUAGUGGAGGAUGUGUAGUUUGUGCAUCUGCUCCUGUGUGUUGUUUAGAGUCUUGAGAGGGACCUCCACUUCUCUGCUCUUUCACUGGCCAAACUGAAGGGUGGGAGUGGUUUAGACCCACAGUUAGUUAGAGAGUUUAAGCCACUUUGGAAAGUGGUUGGGGGCUUGAUGAAAGGUUAGCAGAUGCAGACUGGCAACAGUAACCUGAGGACACACACUACCUCAAAUUCCUGAUGGCUUACCCUCCUCCUACCAAUGAGAGGUAAUAAAAGGAAUCUGAAGGACUUCAAGAGAGUUUACACUUGAAUGCUGCAGGGAAGAGACAACCAAUCACAGAGAAAAAGAUCAAAGAAGCUCCAAAAAUCCAAGGGAUUAGAUCUGAAUUAGUUCCAACUUUAGGGGAAAAAAGGCUCUGCUGUGAAAAUGCUGAACGUGGACUUACUGCUGCUGGGCUUUUUCCUUGGUCUGGACGUGGGACACGGGGGUGUUAGCAAGAGACAAUAUCAGAUCCAAAACGGACCAUGCAGCUACACAUUUCUACUGCCUGAGCAAGAAAACUGCCAGAGUCAGAGUGACUACAACUACGCUGUGCAGAAGGAUGGACCCACAGAGGAGUCUGCUCAGAGGCUGGAGCAGCUGGAGAUGAGCAUGGAGAACAACACACAGUGGCUGCUGAAGUUGGAGAACUACAUUCAAGACAGCAUGAAGCAAGACAUCCUCUAUUUCCAACAAGCUGCUGUUCACAACCACACAGCGACAAUGAUUGAAAUUGGGGCGAACCUGCUGAGUCAAACUGCUGAGCAAACAAGGAAGCUCACAAACGUGGAGGCACAGGUAAUUCAUCACACGACACGUCUGGAGCGUCAACUUCUUGAAAAUUCAUUGUCAACCAACAAGUUGGAAAAACAACUCAUUGUCCAAACAAAUGAGAUCAACAAACUAAAUGACAAAAACAGUCUUUUAGAGAAGAAAGUGCAAGAGAUGGAGAAGCAGAGCCAGGUGGAGCUCAAGGCUCUACAAGAAGAAAGAGAGCAGCUCCAGACUUUAAUACUGAGGCAGACACGAAUCAUUGGUGAGCUGGAGCAGCAGCUGCUGAAAGUCUCUACAAACAACUCCGUCCUUCAUCAGCAGCAGCAGGAGUUGCUGGACACGGUGAACGCCCUCAUAUACACGCUGUCUGCUGGAUCUGCUCAAGUCCCCAAAACUGUGAUGAUGCAGGACACUCCUACUUUCUACAUGGACUGUGCUGCCGUCUACACAUCAGGAAACACCCACAGCGGCGUCUAUACUCUCACGAUACCCAACACAACCAUGGAAGUAAAGGCUUUCUGUGAUAUGGAAACAGAAGGGGGUGGAUGGACAGUCCUACAAAAGCGCUUUGAUGGCCAAGUUGACUUUCAUCGUACGUGGGAAGAGUACAAAAAGGGAUUUGGAGAGCCUUCAGGUGAAUUUUGGCUGGGAAAUGAGUUUGUCUCUAGAUUGACAAGCCAACGGGCUUACAAGCUGAGGAUUGAACUGAGUGACUGGGAAGACAAUUCUGCUUUCUCACAAUACGACCAGUUUUCUCUUGGCACCGAAGCACAAAACUACAGGAUACACCUUAAAGGCUACAGUGGAACUGCAGGCAAAAUAAGCAGCAUCGGGCAGCCAGGAAGUGAUUUUAGCACAAAGGAUGCAGACAAUGACAAAUGUGUUUGCAAAUGUUCACAACUGACAACAGGAGGCUGGUGGUUUGAUGCUUGCGGUCCCUCCAAUUUAAAUGGCAUGUAUUACCAACGAGGCCAGAACGCCAACCGCUUCAAUGGAAUCAAAUGGUACUACUGGAGAGGCUCGGGCUACUCGCUGAAGUCCACAGCGAUAAUGAUGAGACCAGCAGACUUUAAAAGCUCACUUUAAAAGCAGAGCACGUUCAGAAGAAAGUGGAAAAGAAAAUGCUGCUCACCAAAAAUAAAGAAAAGCUUGGGGGGAUUUAUAGAAAAAAAAAAUCAUUGUGUUUAUAAAUUAAAUAUUUUUGUCCAUAUUUAUGUGCAGAAAAUUCUGAAAUAAAACUGCAGGGACAUUGCAAUGAAAGUCCAAAUUCACAACUACCAUGAAUUUAGGAUUCUGUCUAUUUGUAAAAAGACUAUGGUACAAAGUGCACAGAAAAAUAUGUCCCAAACUAAUUAUCUUUUGUUCUAAAAAUGUAUUUAUACAUGUAAAAACGCAGAAAUAACAGUUUUGCUUUUGAUAAUAUAUGUCGAGUUUUUGUUUAAUUUAUAUGUAGAUAUUUAAUUUUAUUAUAGAAAGAUAUUUUUCAUUUAUAUUGAGAGUCUGAUAUAGUUUUGUUCUGCUGCUCUAGCUCAAACGCAGCAACAUGUUUUCCAUUUAGAUUGUGAUGCUUUUUGUGUCUUUUUCUAAAACAGAAAUAUUUUUUUCCUAAAAGUGGCAUAUCACUACAAUAUUUACAACAUUUAAGCAAGCUUUUUGUGCAGUUACAUCCACUAUAAACUCAAUAAAGUCAAAAUGCAAUAA
This is a messenger RNA of Oryzias melastigma (Indian medaka), 3456 nucleotides long. It is a transcript of the gene angpt2a, whose product is annotated as angiopoietin 2a. Bases 1369 to 2841 code for a protein of 490 amino acids. The transcript has 9 exons. The record is from RefSeq and is a predicted model, not a curated record. Gene Ontology annotation, molecular function: receptor tyrosine kinase binding. Gene Ontology annotation, biological process: Tie signaling pathway. Lineage: Eukaryota; Metazoa; Chordata; Actinopteri; Beloniformes; Adrianichthyidae.